CACCCCGCCAGCAAAGGCCCCAAGCCCGACGAUGCAAUCAAAUGCCCUCUACCCCGCGAAAGAUACCUAGUAUCAUGAUAAAUUGUUUAAGCUGAAGUAACGUCUGAUGUGACUUUGGCAAGCUUUGCGCAGCCCGCCAUGUUUGCUGGGCACUCUACGUCUAGCCAGAGAUUCAACUCGAUUGCCAACUCGUUGAGGUGGCUGGCGCGAGCCGAGAACGUCCCCGAUGAGAUCCAGCACUGCCUGCAACUCAUUCCGUUGGUGUCUCGCGACGCGCACCAUCUUUGUGACCUUCGCAACGAGAAUCUUGCCGUUCUCCGGAGCACACCGAGCGAGCUUCACAGGAUAAACGACCUCCUCGCCACUUGCGCCAGAAGCCUCGCCGACGUCGAAAGUAUGUUGGAAAAGUACCGGCCACAGGAAUAUGAGGGGAAAGUGCAGGCUAGUUCCACUAUCACAUGGAUGCUGGCCGACUCGAAGACGUUUGCUGUGCGCUCCCGCAACCUCCAGAUCCAUCACCAAAACGUCUUGAAUGAGAUCAGCCACCUAAAGAUGUACCGCAUGAUGGACCCAAUGUUGCAAAUGGCAGAGAAAGCAGACCGUCAGUUUGAGAACCUCGAUCUUCUCAAGGGGCUGUUCGGCAACAAUGGGAAAACAUCAACCACAGAUAUUCAUGCUCCUCAACUCUGCCGGGAGUCGCCUACGACAAAAUCAGAACCCACGUCACAAGCGUUUGACAUCAUGGAGCAUCCAGUGAAAUCUACAUCACAGUUCGCGCCAGCUAGCGAACCACCAGUACCAGAGAACUCCAGUGAUAGCUUGUCGCAACCUCCACCUUACGCACCCCUGCGGCCUUCUAUUGUCGAGCCUAAGAAGACUGCUUCCAAAGCGCCCUCUAUUGGCUCAAAUGAUUCUAGCCGUCCGAGAAUGCCCUCAACCCCAAAGGCAGUUGCCGCAGAGCUGCCCAGAUCACCAGUCCAUCAAACUCGUAAUGAGUUGAGCGUCGCACCUAGAUCCUACAGCAUGCCAAUCAGCCAGCCUGGAAGCGGACUGAAGUCGCUUUUCCAGGCUCCUGUGCCCUUAGCGUUGCCAUCCCCUGAUCAAAGUCCCCCAUCCCGUCCAAAUCCGACGAAACACAGGUCCCUCGGUGCGUUCCCGACUCCAGUGGUAUCCCCCAUGUCCAGCAUGGCAAGUCUACAAUCAGAGGCUUCGAUCCCAACUGCAGCAUACCAAAUUCUCGCCCCCACCCUGGAAACUGCCCGGCAAAUUAGCAAACAAGAAUUACCCUACCAGAGACUCAGGCCUCAGUCUUUCAGCACCGCGAAAGUGCCAAGUCCCCUCCAAACCGUUGACGACGAUGAUGCACAGAACAGUAAGCCCGUGCCACAAGGACGUCAUCGUGGGCUGUCCCAAUUGUUUGUGUACCGACCACGGCCCAUUCCCGACCAGCAAACUGCCCAAAACAGCGAGGCGCACACACCGAAUGAUUUAAUUUUGUUCGAGCUUGAGGGAUCCAACCCAGAUUACGUGCAAGCAACCGAAAUCCGCAUAAAACGGGCGCAACAUGAGAGGAACGCUGAAGAGUCACGGAGCCGACUCGGCUCAGAUGCUUCGGCGUCACAAGCGUCACUUGUGUCUCAGAGGUCGGAUACCACCACCUCGUCAGUGGCCGAGGUAGCUGCGAGCAGAAGGGAUGAAAUAGAUGCUGCAGCUUGGCAGCGCAGAACGCAGUUGUUUCAAGUACCCCAGAUGAAGGAGAGCAGGGGACAGUGAGAGACUUCGGGGCGGUGCUGGAUAUUUGCGCGUUGAAUGCGAUGGAGACAUGAGUGAUGAAUUUGAUGCAUUAUACAAAUAUUAUGACCAUCAGCGGUGUUUCGGGUACAGACGAUAGGGAAGGUGUGAUUAUAAGUCAUUUUGUGGGAUGCAUGCACAUGUGUAACUGGAAAUAAGCCCCUCGACAAAGUUUUGAAUUUCAAUGAUACCAUUAUAUAUUAUGAA
Pseudomassariella vexata is the source of this 1998-nucleotide messenger RNA. RefSeq lists its product as uncharacterized. The transcript has 2 exons. The record is from RefSeq and is a predicted model, not a curated record. Lineage: Eukaryota; Fungi; Ascomycota; Sordariomycetes; Amphisphaeriales; Pseudomassariaceae. Bases 139 to 1773 code for a protein of 544 amino acids.